AAACAGCCACUUACCUGUUCUGUGGUGUGUCCCCCGCAGCUCAUUUUACCGGCCGUCCUGUAUUCCAGGAGGCCAGCAUCUUCAGUGUGGGCAUCCGGCUGUGAUAGCUUGCGGCUUCACAGCUGGGUACCCAAUGCGCAUGCGCGAGUAGCGCUGCGCUUCGUGAAUGGUCCUUUAGUCUUCUGGGACCUAUCACAUGUCCCAAAAGACUACAGAGAGGGAGGGAGGACACCUUCCGUUUCCAAUUGCCUAGGUGAUCGGACUGGAAGUGGGAGCGGGUACCUGUCAAAUUCGGAUACCUGCUCCCCCCCUGCUCCCCAAAGGUGCCAAUUGUUAAUGGGGAGCGGGGGAGCAGUCCGUAAAGCAGAACUUCCCCUUUUGUGUGGAGCUCCACUUUAAAUUAUAUUUUUGUAUUUAUAG
Staurois parvus is the source of this 420-nucleotide messenger RNA. The record is from the annotation of a GenBank genome assembly. NCBI's taxonomy places the organism in Eukaryota, Metazoa, Chordata, Amphibia, Anura, Ranidae.